Molecule: messenger RNA, 1156 nt
Organism: Gossypium raimondii (Peruvian cotton)
Lineage: Eukaryota; Viridiplantae; Streptophyta; Magnoliopsida; Malvales; Malvaceae
Product: protein Dr1 homolog
Exons: 6
Coding region: 365-832 (155 amino acids)
Molecular function (GO): protein heterodimerization activity
Source: RefSeq, a predicted model, not a curated record
UUGAAUAGUGUUUAAAGCCACAAUACUCCACGCGCUUUACAUCAGAUUUCCAAACACGAACAAACCAUCAGAUCCACUAAUUACGCAAAUUUAAUAAAAUAAAGCGCGUGGAUAUCCAUCGCGCCCCCUUGGAUGUUUGUUAUUAUUUUUUUAAUUUCCUCCCUAAUCGGCUGCGAUGGAGAGCUACCUCUCUUAUCGUGAAGCGCCAAUGACCUUCCUAUGAUAACUUCCAUAAAUCAACCAUGUCUUCCUUCUUCUUGAUCUCUCACUCGACUCAGAUCACGAAUCGCUUGACUCGUUUUAGAGUGUUUUCAUCUGUAGAAAUAAUCCCCCGCGUCUUGACUCAGCAACUCGGAAUUAAAAGAUGGAGCCGAUGGAUAUCGUGGGUAAGUCGAAGGAGGACGCUUCGCUUCCCAAAGCAACUAUGACCAAAAUUAUAAAGGAAAUGUUACCACCAGAUGUACGCGUUGCAAGAGAUGCUCAAGAUCUUUUGAUUGAGUGUUGUGUAGAGUUUAUUAAUCUUAUUUCAUCAGAGUCCAAUGAAGUUUGUAAUAGAGAGGAUAAACGAACAAUAGCACCUGAGCAUGUACUCAAGGCUUUAGAGGUUCUUGGGUUCGGAAAGUACAUUGAAGAGGUCUAUGCUGCAUAUGAGCAGCACAAGAUUGAGACACUGGACUCUUUGAAAGGUGGGAAAUGGAGCAAUGGGGCCGAGAUGACCGAGGAAGAAGCAGUAGCUGAGCAGCAAAGAAUGUUUGCCGAGGCACGAGCAAGAAUGAAUGGUGGUGCUGUUGCUCCCAAGCAACCAGAUCCUGACCCAAGUUUAGAGAGCUAACCAUUUAGGACUUAGUUUUCUUUUACAAUAGGCAAGUAUCCUUGACUCUUCCAUUAGUGCUUCUAAGUUCUAAUCUCAUAUAUUAUGUACAAAAAAAGAAGAAAAGCCAUUGGUUAGUGUGCAGUGGCCUUUGUGGAUAUUUGUACUUUUUUCUUAAUCUAUGGAGGAUGUCUAUAAUUUGAUGUAGGGAGUGAGAGUUUGUUCACUUUCUGUGCCCAAACCUUUAUUAGUAGUAUUUUAGUCGUUAAUCAAUCAAGCUGUAUUAGGACUUAGUGUUCUUUUGCUUUUUCAUAAAAUUAAACUUGUAUAUAAGAUUUGAUUUCA